AUGAGCUCUCUAAACAAUGGAGCUGCAGGCAAGAAAUUUGUUAGACGUAAUGAGAAACUUAAAGCCAGUACAAACAUUUCAAUAGGAGGAGCUCUUGAUAUUCUGAGAAGUCAUUUGAAUGUAAAAGAUGAAAGACCAACUAUUCCUCUUGGUCAUGGCGAUCCUUCUCCUUUCGGUUGUUUUAGGACUACGCAUGUUGCUGAUGAUGCACUAAGUAAUGCAGUUAAAUCUGCCAAGUUCAAUUCCUAUGUUCCUGUUGGUGGCAUUCUUCCGGCUAGAAGAUCAGUAGCUGAAUAUUUAUCUCGUGAUCUUCCAUACAAAUUAUCCCCGGAGGAAGUUUUUCUCACAAGCGGUUGUCGACAGGCAAUUGAAGUUAUAAUAUCCGUCUUAUCUUAUCCUGGUGCAAAUAUAUUAAUACCAAAACCUGGGUACCCCCAUUAUGAUGGUUGUGCUUCUGCUAACAAUCUCGAAAUCAGGCAUUUCGAUCUUCUACCUGAGAAGGCUUGGGAGAUUGAUAUUGAGGCUGUUGAAGCUCUUUCCGAUCAAAAUACAGUAGCAAUUGUGGUCAUAAAUCCUGGAAAUCCAUGUGGAAACGUAUACACGUACGAUCAUUUGAAGAAGGUGGCUGAAACUGCAAAAAGGCUUGGAAUCCGGGUGAUUGCUGAUGAAGUUUAUGGUCAUCUCACCUUCGGGAGUAACCCUUUUAUUCCAAUGGGAGUAUUUGGAUCCACAGUUCCUGUUUUUACUCUUGGGUCCAUAUCAAAGAGAUGGUCAGUGCCGGGUUGGCGACUUGGCUGGCUCGUCAUUACGGACCCAAAUGGUUUUCUGAAACAGGCAGAGAUUCCUAGUUCCAUAAAGCAAUACCUCAAUAUGAGCAAUAAUCCAGCAAGUGUUAUUCAGGGAGCAGUUCCUCGAAUUCUUGAGAAUACACCGGAAGAUUUUUUUAAAAAUAUUAUUAGUUUGCUUCGUGAAGCUCUUGAUAUUUGCGCCGAGGAAAUAAAGGAGAUAACUUGCAUUACAUUGCUCCAUAAGUCACAAGGAUCCAUAUUCGUAAUGAUAAAGUUGAACACUUCACUCCUCAAGGACAUUACCGAUGAUUUGGAUUUCUGCAUUAAGUUGGCCAAAGAGGAAUCUGUUAUUAUUCUCCCAGGCGUUGUACUGGGUCUCAAAAAUUGGCUCCGGAUAACAUUUUCCAUUGAUAUACCUUCUCUUAAAGACGCGUUAAGGAGGAUAAAAUCAUUUUGUGACAGGCAUGCCAAGCCACAGUAG
Papaver somniferum (opium poppy) is the source of this 1269-nucleotide messenger RNA. RefSeq names its product probable aminotransferase TAT2. Bases 1 to 1269 code for a protein of 422 amino acids. Gene Ontology annotation, molecular function: pyridoxal phosphate binding; transaminase activity. The transcript has 7 exons. The record is from RefSeq and is a predicted model, not a curated record. Lineage: Eukaryota; Viridiplantae; Streptophyta; Magnoliopsida; Ranunculales; Papaveraceae. Gene Ontology annotation, biological process: amino acid metabolic process; biosynthetic process.